CAGUUUGUCCCUCGUCCCGCUCCGUAGAGUGGAGCGCGCGGUUUAAAGUCGUCUGCGGCGGCGGUUGUUCGAAUCUCAACGGCUGUAGUUGACUGCGGUAGCCAGGGAGGAUUGUUCCGACGCUUCCGCAGACUUGUUCCUGUUCAAAACCUAGGGUGUGCUGUGUUUUGUUUUGUUUUGUUUUUUAAAUAAUGGAAGGACCAAAUCCCUUCAAGACACCUAGCAAAUUACCUGAGAAGAAGAAAUCUUCAUGCUUAACUCCAUCAUCUAUAGCUAUUCCAGCUUCUCCAUUUAUGAAAAAGCUUGGCUAUGGCACUGGAGUAAAUGUUUACCUUAUGAAAAGGUCUCCCAAAGGCUUGUCUCGUUCUCCUUGGGCAGUGAAAAAGAUUAAUUCCAAAUGUAAUGAACAUUAUCAAAGUAUAUAUCAAAAGAGACUAAAUGAUGAAGCUAAGAUUUUGAAAGACCUUCAGCAUCCAAACAUUGUAGGUUAUCGGGCAUUUGCUCAAGCCCAGGAUGGAAGUAUGUGUCUUGCUAUGGAGUAUGGAGGAGAAAAGUCUCUCAACGACUUAAUUGAGGAAAGAAAUACCAACUGCCAUUCUCCUUUCCCAGCUGCUAUAAUUUUGAAGGUUGCUUUGCACAUGGCAAGGGGGUUAAAGUAUCUGCACCAAGAAAAGAAGCUCCUACAUGGAGAUAUAAAGUCUUCAAAUGUCGUAAUUAAAGGUGAUUUUGAAGCAAUUAAAAUCUGUGACGUAGGAGUCUCACUGCCACUGGAUGAAAAUAUGACUGUGAGUGACCCUGAGGCGCAUUACAUUGGCACAGAACCCUGGAAACCAAAGGAAGCUCUGGAAGAAUGUGGUAUCAUUACUGAUAAAGCUGACAUAUUUGCCUUUGGCCUAACUCUUUGGGAGAUGUUGACCCUAACCAUUCCACAUGUUAAUCUUCCAGAGGAUGAGGAUGAUGAAGACAAAACUUUUGAUGAGAGCAUGUUUGAUGAUGAAGCAUACUAUGAAGCACUGGGAACAAGGCCAGCCAUUAAUAUGGAAGAAUUGGAUGAAUCAUAUCAAAAAGUAAUUGAACUGUUUUCUGUUUGCACUAAUGAGAAUCCUAAAGACCGUCCCUCAGCUGCAUACAUAGUUGAAGCUUUGGAAAUGAAUAUAUAACAGCCUUUUAUUAAUUAGGAUUUCCUAAAAUAAUCUAAUAAGAAAUUAUGAGCUUCCUUAGAAAUUGCUUUAGAAUUUCUAAUACUCGUGUUCAUUUUUUACUUAUGAUGCCUGCCUUUUAGAUGUAUUGCCGUCAGUGGGUCUUCAUUAUAUUCCACGUGACCCUCAUACUCAAGUGCUCCUGGAGAGUUGCUUUGCAAACUUAAAAAACUGCCAAUAAAGAACUUUAGUCUUA
Monodelphis domestica (gray short-tailed opossum) is the source of this 1395-nucleotide messenger RNA. It is a transcript of the gene PBK, whose product is annotated as PDZ binding kinase. Gene Ontology annotation, molecular function: ATP binding; protein serine/threonine kinase activity. Gene Ontology annotation, biological process: peptidyl-serine phosphorylation. NCBI's taxonomy places the organism in Eukaryota, Metazoa, Chordata, Mammalia, Didelphimorphia, Didelphidae. The record is from RefSeq and is a predicted model, not a curated record.